Messenger RNA from Salvelinus namaycush (lake trout), 1407 nucleotides. Its product is annotated as probable peptidyl-tRNA hydrolase. The record is from RefSeq and is a predicted model, not a curated record. Lineage: Eukaryota; Metazoa; Chordata; Actinopteri; Salmoniformes; Salmonidae. The transcript is spliced from 6 exons. Gene Ontology annotation, molecular function: peptidyl-tRNA hydrolase activity. Bases 48 to 791 code for a protein of 247 amino acids.
UCGAAGUUGCAUUGCAGUUUUUCAAGACGCUGUUGAACUUUGUUACAAUGAGACGACUUUUAUCGAAACUGAUAAACCGAGCGUUGCUGACUGAACCCUUUGCACCAGUAAUGGACAUUGGAGCAGGAGUCCACACAAAUGCUCGUCGGAGGCUGAUUGUGGGACUGGGCAACCCUGGAAUGAACGGUUCGCGCCACAGUGUGGGCAUGGCUGUGCUGGAAGCACUUGCUGCCCGGCUGAGGUUAGCUGAUAGCUGGCAUGGCGAUAGGCACGUUUCCGGUGAGGUCAUCGUAUCUGACAUCCAGGACACCCAAAUUGUGCUUCUCCGACCACGACUACUGAUGAACAUAAACGGUGUAUCCGUGGCCAAAGCAGCGGUCAAAUACAGCAUCAAGCCUGAGCACAUCCUCCUGGUUCAUGACGACUUGGACAAGGCCCUUGGGAAGCUUGCUAUGAAACAAGGAGGGAGCGCCAGGGGUCACAAUGGUGUGCGGUCCUGUGUUGAGUGUCUGCAGACAGAUGUGAUGCCCAGACUGCGUGUUGGGAUUGGCAGACCAUCGGGUAAAACAUUAGUGGACCGGCAUGUUCUGGGGCGCUUCUCUCAGGAGGAGCAGAAGAUUCUCUGCAGGGUUCUAGAACAGAGUGUGGACAUUCUCCUCUCCCAGCUCACUGACAAGGAGGAUGUGCAGUCCCCACUGUUGCCACCAGGAGGCAGACCGGCAUUACAGACUGGGAAACAGAGGGUUUGCUCAAUUUCUCCAGCAAAGGAUACAACCUGCCAGAGCCAGUGAAGCUCUGACUGCACUCUGGGAUAGUAGCUUUGCUGCUGCUGCUAAAACAAAGCUGCCUCUUACAGAAACAUGAAAGUGUUAACAUGUUUUUAUUUAUUGGGACUUUAUGUAUGCAUUUUUUGUUUUUUUGGCCUACUCUACAAUUAUGUAAAAGGUCCAAGGAGUGACCAAGACUUGAUAUUAGAAUGAUUAAACAAUAAAACCAUCAUACCAAUAGCAUUGAGAAAAAAUGUAACUAGUGGUGAAUGAACUGAAGUAUAACCAGUGGGUUUCCUGAUAACAGAACCUGUUCCACUCAUGUUGUAGCCACUCUUGAAAGCUUCCAAAAGCCUCACAUUUUUAAGCUCAUUCUCUUUGCUGUAUUUACUGGUUCAACAUAUUGAUUCCAUCCUUUAAUUCUCAGCCUAUAACCAUGCUUCAUCAACGAGUGUUCUUAAUGAGAAGUAGCAAUUGGUCAAGAAGUGUAGCAUUCUCACCACAGUGAAUAUCAGAGCUCACAAAAACUGAGAAAAGAGCAUAUACAAGUAAGGUAAAGAGAAAGGAAAACCCAUAAGUAUAUGGGCCUAAUAUACACUGCUCAAAAAAAUAAAGGGAACACUUAAACAACACAAUGUAA